Messenger RNA from Penicillium bovifimosum, 2595 nucleotides. RefSeq lists its product as uncharacterized. NCBI's taxonomy places the organism in Eukaryota, Fungi, Ascomycota, Eurotiomycetes, Eurotiales, Aspergillaceae. The record is from RefSeq and is a predicted model, not a curated record. The coding region runs from base 1 to 2595 and encodes 864 amino acids. Gene Ontology annotation, biological process: Golgi to plasma membrane transport; exocytosis. The transcript has 3 exons. Gene Ontology annotation, cellular component: exocyst; cytoplasm. Gene Ontology annotation, molecular function: protein binding.
AUGGAAGACAUCUCGAGAGCUGCCCUUCCAGCAGAGAUUGUAUCCUCCAUCCUCGACCACGUUGGCCCCGUUGAUCUGAUCCGAGCAGCACGAUCCUGCAAGCUCAUGCAUGAGAUGGCUUAUGACGACACACGAUGGGUACACAAAUUAAAACGAAUUGGGUGCUGGGACGAAGCGGACGCGAGAAAGCAUGCUGAGUUGAUGUUUGGAACUGUGGCCAAUAUGGAGGCGGUCGAGCAACAAGAGGAGGCUGAGACGGGCGAUGGAACAGUACCUGCGGUCACCGUGAACGACGAGACCUCGAAUGGAUUGAAAGAGUUAUCUGAUGGAUUCGACAAAAUUGAAUUAUUGGGCACGGUAUCGCAACCUGAUACCAUUCAAGAUAUCGUGGACGACCCUGUCCUGGUUAUUUUGAAACAGGCCAGGUCAAUUCGCGGCGAGGCGCGUCAGGAGUAUGGCAAGAUACAUGCGGCAUUAAUGCCAUUUUACGAAGACAUCGCGCGCUCUGGACCAUCACUGGAAAACCUUGUGUUCACGAAAUACAAGCAUCCACAGGCUCAAGCACAGUUACUGGCUCAGUUGCUGGCAUUUUCUAAAUCUGACAUGACACCAGGGUGGGAUGAGCGAGUGGAUCGCUUAGAGCGCACCGUUUCGAUGUUUGAGACAGCAGCGUUGAAAGAGUUCCGUCAAGGCUACGAAACAGACGACAUCGACGGGACCAUGCGCAGAUACGGCCAUAUUUUGUGGACACUCAAUGGCGGACAAGCUGCCGUGGACCUCUUUAUCCAUCACAAUCACCUGGUGACUCGCAAGUCCGAGCUAGGAAGCGUUGCGGCCUGUAUUGAUGGAUCGACAGGCCAGCUCAAGAUGGAGCAGACACAGGCCUUUUUCACACGCCUCAGUGUCGCCUUUAAUGAUGAGAUCUCUAUUAUGAACCGCGUUUUCCCCUCAGCCUUGGACGUUACAUCAAGCUUCAUGUCAAAAGUCGGCCAGGAUGUGCUGUACCCUUUCCUCACCGCGAUUUUCGACGAGCUGCACCGCGUCAGCACCGAGUCGUAUCUCACCGCAAUCUCGGGAACAUUCGUUCAAUGCAUGAAUCUCUCGGAGGCUUUGCUGCCCGUACGAAGCUCCGAUGCCAAGUACGAUGAAUAUCUGGAUAAUGUUGUGAUCAAGAUUUAUGAGCCACACAUUGAUCUAUAUCUGGCAGAAGAGCUUGACUUCUUCAAGAAGGCCUGUGAAACUACAGUGAGUGAGUGGGACCGCCACCUCUCCGAACAAGCGGCCUCGACAGAGUCCUUCUUGAUGUCAAAUGUCAACCGCCAAGCCGACAAACGCGACUUCCUCACUUCCUUCAAGAAAGUGAUCAUGAUGCCGGUAAACAUUUUACCAAGCUUUUCCAGUGCCAAAUCAAACGGAGAGGCCAAAGUUGAGACGGAAGCCGACAGUGGUAACCCGUUUCACCCACCCAAGAGCCCCAAUAGAUUCUCGACAAUAGCACCAGCCCCAGUGCCAGUCGAAGAAGUCCCAACGACAGAGCUGGCAGCAAAAGCGGCUAUCAUGAAGUCCAAGAUGGAGGGCAUCCGCUCACUGUUUAGUAUCGAAAUUGCACUUGGUCUAGUCCAUUCCGCCAAGUCCAGCUUGGAAAGAGCUGCUCAAUUUGUCCGACUCGGGGGCGAAUUCGGGCUUGCUGCGAAGCGACAAUGCGAGGCAAUUUUCGUGACCUUGCUGCGAAUAUUGGGACACCAGCAUGUCAUCGUCGGAUUCGACAAGGCCGUUAGCCAUCUAUCGGAUUACCGACCUCGCGAACAAGGAGAACGUGACCAAUCUGGGGUUGAGCCCCUGGUCACUUUCCUCGAACUAGUCAAUGUCGGCGAUCUGAUUCUGCAGAUGAUGGAUGUGUUCUACGAGCAGGAGUUGAUCGGCAUGAGAUUGACUGAUAGGAAUGAUUUCUUGGAUCCUGCCAAUAAAGAGAAGAAAAAGUUCGAACAGAUGCUCGAUGAACGUGUCGCUGCCGGACUGAACAAGGGCAUCGAUGUCCUCAUGGAAGAGGUGGACUACAUCCUUGCAACCCGACAACUAGCCACCGACUUCAACCCUGGUGUCUCCUCGGAUCCUCACCGACAUACCAUGGACGUAGGUGUCAGCGAAGUGGCCAUCGCUGUCGUCGACGUGGUUUCAUCACACACCCAGAUGCUAGUCGGCAGCACCGACAAGAGUACACUAGAUGUCUUCAACCAAGAAGUUGGACUGCGCCUCUUCACGGCUUUAUGUAAACACCUCAAGCGUCAACGUGUCAGCGUGGAGGGAUCUCUCAAGCUGAUCAGCGAUAUGAAUCACUACUUCAAGUAUAUCCAGACACUGCGGAACAACGAGCUCCUCCUUUACUUUACGGCGUUCCGCGAGCUUGUGCAGAUAUACCUGAUCGAUCCUAGCCACGCCAAGGAGCUGGCGAAUGUCAUCGCCGAUGCGGAUCGGUUCCAUGGGAUCUGGCGUGUGGAGGAGGUCAUUGAAUUCGCGGAACGUCGGGCUGAUUGGUACCAGGUCAGGCGAGAUGUGGAACGAGCUAUGUAUGGCAUUGGCUGCAAUGUGAUGUAA